Molecule: messenger RNA, 4936 nt
Organism: Phycodurus eques (leafy seadragon)
Lineage: Eukaryota; Metazoa; Chordata; Actinopteri; Syngnathiformes; Syngnathidae
Product: gastrula zinc finger protein XlCGF57.1-like
Exons: 3
Coding region: 338-1912 (524 amino acids)
Biological process (GO): regulation of transcription by RNA polymerase II
Cellular component (GO): nucleus
Molecular function (GO): RNA polymerase II cis-regulatory region sequence-specific DNA binding; DNA-binding transcription factor activity, RNA polymerase II-specific
Source: RefSeq, a predicted model, not a curated record
UACGGCUCCUUUCACAUCUCGCGAUGCGCGGCGAAGGCUCGAAUGCUCUUCAGCAAAUCUUGCCGAAUUCGGGAGUGAAUGUUGGGAAUCCUCGACGCUUGACGCCCCCGAUCACGACUUCAGUGGACGAAAACAGCAUUCGUGCCAUCUUCGCGUCCGGUUGGAGUCGUCUGGUGCACGUGGAAGCUUCUCGGCCUAGCCUAGCCUAGCCUAGCCUAGCCUAGCUUGCUAACAAAGAGACGCGUUUGAGAUCAAGCGGGAGGUCCGAUUAUCACUUGCUUUAGUUCCUCAUCCCUCCGACGUCGAGCGGAAAAGCGCCGCGAUCGGCCGUGUGAAAAUGCGUGCGAGGAGGACAGCGGAGCACGAGGAGGAACUUCGGGGCCCGAAAGAGGAGAAGGAGCCACGAGGUCAACGACCGGACGCCGCGUUCGAUCUGCGGCCUCCGACUGUGCCACGCGGCGCAGACAUCACUGAAGAGCUUCGCGCUGAGCGGCGGGAGCCAGAGCCCCCUCACAUUAAAGAGGAAGUGGAGGACAAAGAGGUCCACCACAUCAAAGAAGAGGAGCAGCCCAUGUUUAUAAAAAAAGAGGAGGAAGAAGCGUGUCCCCACAUCAAACAGGAAGAGGAGGAGGAGGAUAUCACCAAGUUUCCAUCGACUGGUGUCCCUUCGAAGAGUGCAGAUGAAGGUCAAAGUGAGGAGAGCAAAGGAGCGGAGCCUCCAAGCAGCAGCUCAAGUCAACACAUGACAACAGAAGGUGACGGAGACCACUGUGGAGGAUCACAAGCAGACGGCCUCUUAGCGCCACUGUCAGAUUGUGUCGACAUGACGUCACACUCUCCUCGCACUGAUGAUGAUGAUGAUGAUGAUGGACAGUCGGAAGAUGUCAUGACAUGUCACGCUGACAACAAACGAUGGAAAUGUUCUCAGUGUGGGAAAACAUUUGCUAACAAGAGCAUUUUGAAACAACACGUGAGAACACACACUGGAGAAAAACCUUUUGCUUGCUCAGUUUGUGGUCAAAGAUUCACUUGGGAGGGAAACUUGAAAAGACACACAAGGACCCACACGGGUGAGAAACCUUUUUCCUGCUCAGUUUGUGGGCACAGAUUCUCUGUGAAGGAAAGCUUAAAAUUACACACAAGAACCCACACGGGUGAGAAACCUUUUUCCUGCACAGUUUGUGGUCAACGAUUCUCUGGUAAGAAAAACCUAACAACACACACAAGAACCCACACUGGUGAGAAACCUUUUUUCUGCACAGAUUGUGGCCAAAGAUUCUCUAUGAAGGAACACUUGAAAAGACACACAAGAACCCACACAGGCGAGAAACCUUUUUCCUGCACAGUUUGUGGUAAAACAUUUACUCAGAAGACGGAUUUAAAAAGACACACAAGAACCCACACUGGUGAGAAACCUUUUGCCUGCUCAGUUUGUGGUCAAAAGUUCUCUGAAAAGGGAAAGUUGAAAAUACACACAAGAACCCACACGGGUGAGAAACCUUUUUCCUGCAGAGUUUGCGGUAAAACAUUCAUUCAGAAUACAGAUUUAAAAAGACACACAAGAACGCACACCGGCGAGAAACCUUUUGCCUGCUCAUUUUGCGGUCAACGAUUCUCUGGUAAGAAAAACUUAACAAUGCACACAAGAACCCACACUGGCGAGAAACCUUUUUCCUGCACAGUUUGUGGUAAAACAUUCAUUCAGCAGACAAAUUUAAAAAGACACACAAGAACGCACACCGGUGAGAAACCUUUUUCCUGCACAGUUUGUGGUCAACGAUUCUCUGGUAAGAACAACUUAACAAUGCACACAAGAACCCACACUGGUGAGAAACCUUUUUCCUGCAGAGUUUGUGACAAAACAUUCACUCAGAAGACAAAUUUACAAAGACACAAGAACGCACACUGUUGAGAAACCGUUUUCCUGCUCAGGAUUCUCUGAGAUGAUCGGGUUAAGACGCAAGCGUGCUGGUGAGAAUCGCAGUGAUCAAGAAAACGUAAUUACUACGCUACUGACCGACAAAAAUCUAAUCUGUCUUCUGUGUCCCAGCUUUUGUUUUGUUCUGAAAGUGUCCCGUGUGCAAAUGUUGAGAAUUAGCACUGUUCCCAAAACACUUUAAAGGGACGAGUUAAUGGCGUGAACAUCGGCGCUUAUUCCGUUGUUCUAGAAAGUUGGGGGGGCUUGUUUCAAACAAAUGGACGGUGAAGCGUCUCCUUGAGGAAAGACGGGCACGUCAUCCCCCAAAAAGUAAUUCUUGCAGAUUUAUUUCCUCAAUUCCCCCGAACAGCUACGAUACAUCAAAUGUGAGUGAUUACUGCCACUUCACAGUAUAGCACAUUGCUUUUCCCACACCAGCAAUGCCGUGCUCUUUAAUUUUCGAUUUUGCCGAUGAAAACGGCGUUCGAAAUGGACUUACUUAGUGUUUUGUUUUUGUUUUUUUAAUACCAAUCGCCACAAAACGUUUUGAUAUUAUUGGAAAUGACUGCCAGUUCAAUUUUCUUCAACAAAAAAAAUACAUCAAAUGAACUUGUUUGUGAAAUAUGGGCCAUUAAGACCCAUACUUCCUUCAAGCAAUGCAUGCAUUCUGACCAAUGUUUUCGUGAUGUCAAUAUCAAAUAAGUGAACGAUUAAUUGAAAUAAGACUGUAAAGAAACUUUGGACUUUUGGUGGUAAACUUUAAAGUGUAUUUGUCGUCGUCUUUUCCUUUGGGCUUGUCCCGUUAGGGGUCGCCGCAGCGCGUCAUCCUUUUCCAUGUAAGCCUAUCUCAAGCAUUCUCCUCUCCAACACCAACUGCCCUCAUGUCUUCGCUCACGACAUCCAUCGACCUUCUCUUUGGUCUUCCUCGAGCUCUCUUGCCUGGCAGCUCCAUCCUCCUCAUCCUUCUACCAACAUACUCACUAGUUCUCUUCUGGACGUGUCCAAACCAUCCAAGUCUGCUCUCUCUAACUUUGUCUCCAAAACAUCGAACCUCGGCUGUCCCUCUGAUGAGCUCGUUUCUAAUUUGAUCCAACCCGGUCACUCCGAGAGCGAACCUCGACACCUUCAUUUGAUCUGCUUCCUGUUGUCUCUUCAGUGCCACUGUCUCUAAUCCGUCCAUCAUGGCCGGCCUCACCGCUGUCCUCUAAACUUUGCCCUUCAUCCUAGCAGAAACUCUUCUGUCACAUAACACACCUGACACCUUCCUCCACCCGUUUCUUUACUUCCUGACCACGCUCACCAUUGCUCUGGACGGUUGACCCCAAGUAUUUAAAGUCCUCCGCCCUUGCUAUCUCUUCCCCCACCACCCCUCUCAUUCAUGCACAUAUAUUAUCUUGUAUUUUGGCUAAUCUUCAUUCCUCUCCUUUCCAGUGCAUGCCUCCAUCUUUCUGACUGUUCCUCCAGCUGCUCCCUGCUUUCACUGCAGGUCACAAUGUCAUCUGCAAACAUCACGGUCCACGGGGAUUCCAGUCUAACCUCAUCUGUCAGCCUAUCCAUCACCACUGCAAAAAGGAAGGGGCUCAGGGCUGAUCCCUGAUGCAGUCCCACCUCCACCUUAAAUUCCUCUGUCACACCUACAGCACACCUCACCGCUGUUCUGCUGCCCUCGUACACGUCCUGUAUUAUGCUAACAUACUUCUCUGCCACUCCAGACUUCUGCAUGCAGUACCACAGUUCCUCUCUAGGUACUCUAUUGUAGGCUUUCGCUAGAUCCACAAAGACAUAAUGUAGUUUCUUCUAACCUUCUCUGUACUUUUCCAUCAACAUCCUCAAGGCAAAUAAUGCAUCUGUGGUACUCUUGUUGCUCGCAAAUACUCACUUCUGCCCUGAGUCUAGCCUCCACGACUCUUUCCCAUAACUUCAUUCUGUGGCUCAUCAACAUUAUUCCUCUAUAGUUCCCACAACUCUGCACAUCACCAUUCUUCUUGAAAUAAGGCACCAGCAAGCACACUUUUCCUCCAUUAUUCUUCACUUGCCUCUUCUGUCACAUUUCCAUCUCUAUCCUUAAUCCGCCUAACCUGCUGCACUUCCUUCCCAUCUCUAUCCCUCCGUCUGGCCAGCCUGUAGAGAUCCUUUUCUCCUUCUUUAGUGUCCAACCUGCCAUACAUGUCCUCAUAUGCCUCUUCUUUGGUCUUUGCCCUACGUCGCAGCUCAAUGUAUUCCUUUCUCCUCUCCUUGGUCUUCUCAGUGUCCCACUUCUUCUUAGCUGAUACUCCUUUCACCUCCAAGACAUUCUUAGCUAAUGCUUCCUUUAAAAUAAACCUUACUCCAUUUUGCUUCCCCAUCUACACCAUGGUCAAAUAAUUUCAACCCUGCCCCUCAACUUCUCGCCUUACUGCCUUUCCACAUGGUCUCCUGGACACACAAUAUAUCAGCCUUUCUCCUAAUCAUCAUGUCAACCAACUCCUGAGAUUUUCCUGUCAUAGUCCCAACAUUCAAAGUCCCCACAUUCAGUUCUAGGCUCUGUGCUUUCCACUUCUCUUUCUGCCGAAGAGCCCGCUUUCCACCUCUUCGACUUCGACCCACAGUAGCUGAAUUUCCACCGGCGCCCUGCAGGUUGACGGCGCCGGUGGCGGACGUUGUAAUCCCGGGCCACGACCGAUCCGGUAUGGAAUUCUUUGAGUGAACGCUCAUAUUUGUUUGGCAAAGUUUGAAGCCGGAUGCCCUUCCUGACGCAACCCUCUGCAUUUAUCCGGGCUUGGGACCGGCCUACAGUUUGCACUGACUUGUGCGCCCCAUAGGACUGUAUUGUAAAGUGUAUUUGUGAUUCUUAAUAAAAAUACACUUCUUAAAACAUUGAGGGUGACUCAACUUGCUUGCUUAUGAAAGCCAUUCCCCCCCCUCCCCAUUAAAAAGUGAUAAUGCCGUAAUGUCAAAUGCAAAAUGCAGCAUCGAACACUACUUCAACAAACAAAACAAAAAAACAUUACUCACACUAGUUAAUCACCAAUCCUAAAA